Molecule: messenger RNA, 396 nt
Organism: Jaminaea rosea
Lineage: Eukaryota; Fungi; Basidiomycota; Exobasidiomycetes; Microstromatales
Product: NADH dehydrogenase, alpha subcomplex, subunit 6
Exons: 2
Coding region: 1-396 (131 amino acids)
Biological process (GO): response to oxidative stress
Source: RefSeq, a predicted model, not a curated record
AUGGCAACAAUCCCCGCACGCCUCGCGCAGCGUAGCAUCGUCUCCUCUUCCCUCUCCGAGUCCCGUGCCAGGUCUCGCGCCCUCUAUCGAGACUUCUACCGCUCUGCACCAGAGAUCUGCACCUUGUAUGCUCUCGAUGUUCCACCUUCCACGCUCAGGGCAAAGAUCAGGACUAAAUUCGAGGAGAGACGCCAUAUCACAGACAUGUCCGUAUUGGAUGUGCUUUUGCACAAGGCGAGGGUAGACUACCAGGAGACGAUGAAUGCUUGGAAGCAAACACCGCAUGUGAUGAAAAUGUUCGCCGCCGAGGAGGCUCAACCGAUGCCAGAGACUUUCCUCGAGAAGUUCUACGCAUCAAAGGACGAGGGAAGGGGGACCAUCUUCCAGGGCAACUAG